Messenger RNA from Danio rerio (zebrafish), 3925 nucleotides. NCBI's taxonomy places the organism in Eukaryota, Metazoa, Chordata, Actinopteri, Cypriniformes, Danionidae. The record is from RefSeq and is a predicted model, not a curated record.
ACAAAUGAACAAACUGAACAAAAGGCAUUGUACACACACUCACUAUACAGACCCUAAUAAUGUAAUUCCGUUUUGAGCCACACUAUUAUAAUAAAACACAAUUUUUUAUUUCAACAUUAAGAAUUUCUUAAUAAAAUUGUACAACCUUGUGAACCCAAAGUUGUGUUUUGUCUCUCGUCGUCAAAUAAUUCUAAACAAAUGAUGUUAGAAUAAUUUUACCCUUAUUUUUUAAAUGCAACGUGAACUUAAAAUUGUUGUGGUAAAGUCAGCUUAUCUGCUGCGGUUGAACGUGUCAGCGGCUGUUAGUGGCUAAAGUUUAUUUAUUCUUUAAUCUAUUUAUUUAUUAAAUUAUUAUGAAUUUACAUAAUUGCAUUUAAAUUAGCUAUAUCAACAUCAAAAUCAUAUUGGGAUGGCCAGAGAUUACACAGGGGAGGCCACGGCCCUUGAGUGCGCCCCUGGCACGACCAUUUCUUCUCUGGCCAAACUUUAUGUGCAGAGCUGCUGUCUACAUAGUUCAGAUAUUUUUUGAAAAUGUGAAAUGGCAAACUUGGGCUACUUGUUCAGAAGUUAUUAUUUUUCCUCUUUAAACUUAUGAUAUGAGAAAAAAAGGGGAAAAUAAAAGAAAGAGACCACUUGGAAAAUUAUCAGUUCCUCUGGAUUUAUUAGCUUAAUAUUAAAGAAAAAAUGUAUUAGUUGUAGUAAUUUUAUUAAAUAAAUAAAUAAAUAAAUAUGCUUGUCAAAAACUACUUGUGUGUUCGAAAAUCGGGGUUAUUCCAAAUAUUAAUUCCUUACCUGUUCCAAAUGUUCUUUGAUUCUAUAAAUGACAUUUUUUAUUUUUAAAUCUUUACAUACAUUUUUUUUUUGUUUGAAACGUCGCACGUUAAUCCCGAGAAACUCUAAUUUCCCCCUCAUUGCUGUGUGCUGCCUUUACACAGACGAGGCCGAGCUCUAACCACCCUGUUAACGAUCAUUACCUCCACAAAGGCGUCUCCACAGCGGUUUCUCACGCUCAUUUGCUGUAUAUGAGUGUCCUGGGAGGAGAAUCCCAGAGGAACAUAAUGGGAUGCUAACAGGUUUGAUGCUUCAUCCUCCGCCCCUUCACACUGUUAUCAGCGUCUGCAGCUGCAGCAGGUUAUCAGAGUCCGUCUGACCCCAAACACCCGCACAUGGGGACAAACAGACGAGCUCAUUCCCAGCGUUCACCACACACAGACACACACGACUUCAUUACAGUGUCAGCUAUUCCUGUGCUGUACUUUCAUUCUAGAAAACAUACCGAGAGAUUAAACAAGCUGUUAAUAAUGCGUUAAAGAUGGCUGUUUCUACAUUGAAACCUGUUUAAAAUGAGAUUUAGAUAAGUAGCCCAUACUGAAUAUAUUUAAAUGACAUUUUUAGCUUCGGAUUUCAAUUAGAUUUUCUUAUUUGCUUCCCUGUCAUUUGAGACAAAGUAUUACAUAGCCUAAAGAAAACCUACUCUUCAGAAGGCCCAUGUAUCUAAAUAUAUAUAAAAAAUAAAAUAAAUAUUAUGUACGAUUUUAUUGAACCUUUUGAAAAUUUAACAUAGGAAUACAUUCAUUAUUAAACUUAUGUAAUAUUUGAUCAUCAAUUAUUACUGCAGAAUUUGCAUAUAUGCGUGUGUUUUUUCUUUUCUUAUUACUUAUUAAAACACCAGCACAUUAAAAAAAUAAAAUUAAUAGAUUUUAAUUAUUACAUUAAAACAAUAUCAGUUCUCAUCUUUUAAAAAAAUGUUUCCACAUUCUACAAAAUUGGAUUGUGCGCAUAACUUGAUAAUAAUAAAAAUAGUUCAGUGCAUGUACACACACCGGUGUCACAUUACUGAACAGGAAAUUGUAAAACAUGGGAAGGUUAAGGAGCCCAUCGAUCCCUCGAGACCCCUUUAAGAUAAUAACCUGCUGCCCAUUAGAAAUGAAUCUGUAACUGGAUCAGCUCUUUAAUGCUCGUCCCGCCUUUCGUUUGAGCGCCAGCGCUGAUUGGGCAAAACCGCGGCUCUGACAGUGACCUCAUACAGAACCCGAAGGAGACCCAAAGCAUAAAGCGCGCGCCGGGCGCACCGCGGCGACAGUACCCACUGCUCAGUAGUUUCAUCUGGGCUGACUCAGACGUGAAAAUGCCACGAGGAUUUUUAGUGAAACGGAGUAAACGUGGCUCGUCGGCAUCUUACAAAGUGCGAGCUGAAGAAACGGAGCCGCGUAAAGAGGAUCUGAACACCCAAACUCCAAACGCAAGCGUGCUGGAACCUAUUAGAGAGUCGUGGACCAGUGAGAUCAGUUCCAAACACGAGGAGACACGUCUUCUGGAGGAUGCUGGAGGAAGCGCAGAUUACGCGCAGAACUACUUCAUCCAUCCGGAGCAGAGCGCGUCAUCUCCGCGCAACACCUGCGACUCUUACAGCCCGAUCAAACCCAUAAGCACCGAGCUUUUAGACAGAUGUCUGAGCUCACCGGCCAUGGCAGAGUCUUUUCCUCUGGUCACUCCUGUGUCUUCAAUCGAGCGUCUGCUAAUGAACCACUCUGACAUGAAGUUUGGUACGCCGGUGCCCUCUUCUGUGCCAACCUACCCUGCGCUGCAUCAGUGCGUAAAACGCGCGUUCAUGGACUCGGAGCGUAAAAGCAAACCACCGAAAAAGCCUAAAGUCAUCCGAAAGCUGAAUUUCGAAGACGAAGUCACCACCUCCCCAGUCCUCGGACUUAAAAUAAAAAAAGAAAGUCCCGAAACAAAGCUACCACCUCAAGGUGGAAGAAAGAAACCCCUGGGUGAGUUCAUCUGCCAACUUUGCAAAGAAGAAUAUCCUGAUCCGUUUUCUCUAGCGCAACACAAGUGCUCCAGGAUCGUCCGGGUUGAAUACCGCUGUCCGGAGUGCGACAAAGUUUUCAGCUGUCCCGCCAACCUCGCUUCUCACCGCAGAUGGCACAAACCUCGCACCCUGAGCACCGCAGACACCAAAAAGUCCCAGCUGGAGGCGCGAAACCUGGAGAAAACGUCAUCAGUGGAGGGGAAGGAGAACGCCAGCAAGAUGAGAGUGAACAAUCAGCACCAGCUAAGUCCGGACAGCUCCCAACUUCACCGAUCAGCACCGGACAGCAGCAUGAUGCACAGGGACCCUCCUCUGGACCAAAGGUUUUCCACCCCGGAGAAAUGCUUCGAGAUGCACAUCGGCUCCGCGGAAGCGUCCAGGCUUUUCGAUCACUGUCCUGAAGAGCCGGACAGAUCCCCCGCCACCCCCUACCUGCCCUCACCCGGUCCCGAAGAAGUGUACGACUGCCACUACUGCAGCAAGAAGUUCCGCAGACAAGCCUACCUAAGGAAACACCUGGCCGCGCACGAGACCAUCAAAGCGUCCUCGUACGGUCAGAUCGAGAGCGGGCAGAUCACCUUCCCGUGUCACCUGUGCGGAGCGCACUUCCCCUCUGCGGAGAUCCGCGAUAAACACCGGCUCUGGCACGCGGUCAGAGAGGACUUACUGCUCAGACCCGACCUGAGCCCUGCAGCCGGAGAUCAGCAGAUUUUCUCCUGCAAACACUGUCCGUCCACGUUCUUUAGCUCCCCGGGUUUGACCCGACACAUCAACAAGACUCACCCCUCAGAGAGCCGGCAGGUGAUGCUCUUACAGAUGGCCGUCAGACCGGGAUGCUGAUCCCGCAAAGCGCAAACACUCACUAUCAAACGGCGUGUCGCUCAUGUUGUCACUCAAUAAGCUGCAGCCGGUGUUUCUUUAUGUGGGAAUAUUAUCCAAUCUUCAGUUUUCUGUUUUGAGAACAGAAAGAGUGCAUUUACUGUUCCAUUUUUUUGUGGGGUAAUAUUUUAUAACUUGCAUAGAGAAAGAUUUUCUAGGUUCCAUAAACGGUGAUCAUAAAUUUGUAGUGAAUAAUAAUAAUAAUAAUAAUAAUAAUGAUAAUAAUAAUAA